Molecule: messenger RNA, 1269 nt
Organism: Penicillium odoratum
Lineage: Eukaryota; Fungi; Ascomycota; Eurotiomycetes; Eurotiales; Aspergillaceae
Product: putative extracellular exo-polygalacturonase
Exons: 3
Coding region: 1-1269 (422 amino acids)
Biological process (GO): carbohydrate metabolic process
Molecular function (GO): polygalacturonase activity
Source: RefSeq, a predicted model, not a curated record
AUGCUUCUACUGGAAAUAUCCUCGGUGCUGGCUAUUGGGCUAGCUCUCUUGACUCCGGCUCAUGCCACUCCGACCACUGGAAAUGUGUGCACUGUGAAGGCAAGAGGUCAUCAAAAGGAUGAUGUUGAGAAUAUCCUUCAAGCAUUUAAAAAGUGUGACAAUGGUGGUACUGUUGUCUUUCCUGAGGAUCAGUCAUACUGGAUUGCCACACGCUUAAACCCAGUCCUUAAUGAUGUGAAAAUCGAGUGGCGCGGGAAAUGGACGUUCUCCGAUGACCUGAGCUACUGGCGCAACAACUCUUACCCAAUCGCCUUCCAGAACCACCACGCUGGUUUUGUUAUCUCAGGCAGCCAUAUCAGUAUAGAUGGCUAUGGAACAGGCGGCAUUGAUGGAAAUGGAAAUGUGUGGUAUAAUGCAGAGGAAGGGACCACACUGCCAGGUCGACCAAUGCCGUUUGUGUUUUGGAACGUGUCGGAUGUCAACGUGGAGAAUUUCUACGUGAAAGAUCCGCCACUGUGGAGCUUGAACAUUAUGAACGGUACCAACAUGCGAUUCAACAAUAUCCUAUGCAACGCCACCGCCGUGAAUGCACCAUAUGGAGAGAACUGGGUACAGAAUACCGAUGGCUUUGAUACCAUGGAUGUGGACAAUGUGCAACUCACGAACCUGGUAUACCAAGGUGGAGAUGAUUGUAUAGCAAUCAAACCGCGCUCUUACAACGUCGAGAUUCGCAAUGUAACAUGCCAUGGCGGAAAUGGCGUUGCAAUUGGAAGUUUGGGCCAGUAUCUGGAGGACUCAAGUGUGGCCAACAUUCUUGUCGAUAACGUGAAGAUCAUUCGGCGCAAUAACGAUAUGGAGAAUGGUGCUUACGUUAAGACAUGGAUGGGCGGCCUUGUGCCACAAAGCUCAUACGAAAGCGCAGGCCUUCCCCGGGGUGGGGGUUGGGGAAGUGUUCGCAAUGUCAUAUUUUCGAAUUUCGAAAUCGAUGGUGCCAGCGCCGGUAUUGCUAUCACUCAGGACAGUGGAGACAAUGGCUCGUACGUCGGCACAAGUAAGAUGGCCAUUUCCAACAUUGCAUUUGUGAAUUUCACAGGGAAUAUCGACAGGGACUCGACAAAGGUUGCGUCAGUGUCUUGUUCGAAUCUUCAUCCGUGUUAUAACAUUGACUUUGACAAUGUCGUGCUAUAUCCAGAGAAUACCACCACCCCGGGAAUUGGCUCUUGCUCUUAUACAGCCGAUGAUGGAGUGCAUGGACUUGAUGGAUGUUAG